UUAAUCGGCAAAAUGCGUAACUCCACAUUUUUCAUAAAAUGACAUUUUUGUGCCAUCUGGUAGGAAAUAUUACAACCCAUGACUUGCAGAAAUCCGUAUAUCCAAAAUUAAAUCGGUUUAUUUGGCAUUCCAUAAGUAGAAAACCUCGUAUCUCCUUUCCCGCCAAUUUCAAUCGGCAAAAUCCGUAAAUCCGUCGGUUUGUUAUACAUUUUCAUGGUGAACACAUGUAUAACAAUGUUAUGUGGUUUAUUGGCUUUGCUGCAGUGAUACUAACAUCUUAUUUUGUAUAAUUAACUCUUAUAAGGUAAGAGUAAUUUCUAUUUAUUAGGUACAGUACAUUUUUAGAGUCAAAAUUAAUAAACAGAGCGGUAAAGGCAAAAUAUUAUUUUUAAGGGAGUUACGCAGUUUUCGUGUUUUAUAUUUUUAGUAGUUACAUUUACUCACAUAGGACAUAAGUACUUUUCUUCACGUUUGUUAUAGAAUUAUAAACAUAUUUUAACCUGCUUUUCAGUUACAGAAAAUAUUUUGUUUAAUCAAGUAUACGCUUCCGUUAAAUGAGCAGCUUAUACCAAAUAUUAAAUAUAUCUAUCGGUUUUGUAAACAGGGUCAGUCUAAACCAUCUGUUAAUUUCGAAUGAUUUUAUUGCAAAAGAACUAGAGUCUAAAACAUGCUUAAAUGGCUUAUUCUACACUCUUAGAGCGAUUUCUUCUCCAUUCGUGUAGAACAUAGCUUAUAUACUCGCUUAUAUAUCAAUUUCAAACGUUUAUAGACCAUGUUCGGUUUAUUUAUUUUAGACCAUGGCAAGGCGAAUUGACAGAAUCUUUAAAGCAUUGGACGUUGUAAAAAGUAAUACACAAUGCAAUGUUAACGAGGCGCCAGUUAAAAAUAGCGUAUAUAAAAAACCAUUUAGCGACAAUCCGGAUUUCAAUGCAACCUUAAAAAAUAAUGAUAGUUAUAACUUAGAUCUAUCGAAAACCAUUGAAGAAGCCGAAAUUAUAUUUUUAAACGAUGGUGAUGUACCAAUAAGCGAACUUAUGGUUGCAUCCAAUAAUGCUGAAUGUAUAUUAUCUGAGGAACAAGAAAUUCAAAUGCUGGUAAAGGACAGAAGGGAAGAAACAUUAGCUUCAGUGGACUUCAAUAUGGAAGUUGACCGGAUAUUUAAUGAAAUACCUUCCUGUUCAGCAGUACAACCUAGUAGAUCUGAGGUAACUAUCAAUAUUCACGAGACACUGAUUAAGGAAAACAUUUAUGGAGAAACGGAUAAUAACGAUCCCGAUUUUAAUCCAGCCUUAAAAAAUUAGGAUACCUCUGACUCAGAAGAUGACCCUAUUGCCGUGCCAAGUAAUUUACCGGACGACAACAUAUUGGAAGAUGAAAACCCAAGACGAAAACGAUCAACAAAAUACGAAGUAAACAGAAACGAAUGGUAUGAAAAUAGAAACCGAAUAAAUAGAGAAAAAGGAAAAUCCUAUUUAGGGAAAAAAAAGGAAGUGGAGGUAUGAUACUGUACAGGAACCAAGAUUACUAAAAGAGGCCUGUAACUGUAAACUAAGUGCAAAUCCAAAAUGUAUUUUGAAAUGUAGACAGAUAGCGGAAAAUGAGAGAGAAAUUAUUUUUACGCAGUUCUGGAAAUAUACUUGGGCAGAAAAGAAGAUGUUCGUAAAAAACCAUGUGUCCGUAGAAACCACUAGUAGAAAGAGAGGAUAUAGAGAAGUUUCUAGAAGAUCAUAUUCGCAUAAGUUUUUUUUGGGCAAGGCCAGACUAAGGGUGUGUAAAGUAAUGUUUCUUAACACAUUAGGGGUGAACGAGUGGGUUAUAAAAAAGUGGACAAAAAAUAGCGACCAAGUCCAUUUUAACCAGACUGAAAUACCUGAUAAAAUUAAUACUUCUGUUCGUUUGCUGCAUGAGUUUUUUGAGACUCUACCAAAGUUAGAGUCGCAUUACUGUAGGGCUUCUACCGCUAAGCUUUAUUUAGAACCUAUUUGGAAUUCUAAAGCCCAUUUAUAUAAGGUUUAUAAAAACGACUACUGCAAAACACGUAAUGGAAAAUCUGUAUCAAUUGCCACUUUUCAUAAGGAAUUUGACAAAAAAAGGUUGUCGCUUUAUAAACCAAAAAAAGAUCUAUGCGACUGUUGUGUCGCUUAUCAAACAGGCAAUUUAACAGAAGAAAAGUACAAUGAA
Sitophilus oryzae (rice weevil) is the source of this 2181-nucleotide messenger RNA. RefSeq lists its product as uncharacterized. The coding region runs from base 798 to 1301 and encodes 167 amino acids. The record is from RefSeq and is a predicted model, not a curated record. The transcript is spliced from 3 exons. NCBI's taxonomy places the organism in Eukaryota, Metazoa, Arthropoda, Insecta, Coleoptera, Curculionidae.